GCGAGAGAGGAGAGAAAAGUAUCAUCAGGAAAAAUUAAAUGGCGAGAAAAGCCCAAAUUUCUUAAAGUGCAAUGACCGGAUGCAGCGUGAAGGGUCCUGAUCCUGCGUGGCUGCUCAAGAACACCCUGCACUUAAUUAAGGGUUCAAACUCCUCCUUGAAGCUCCUGCUGAGUGAAACUUUUUCCCCUCAAGAAUGUAGGGUUGUUUCUGCCUGAACCCAGCAGAGCGAGAAUAGCAUGGAUUUCACAGAAGACGCGGCUGACGCUUCCGCCAAGCCCCUCGAAUCUCCCACCAUGGAAUUAGAGGAGGCCCCGGCCACUGAGGGGGAGCUGCCAGUCCAGAAAGACUCUCCUGUAGUCCAGCAGCAACCCAGUCCCCGGGCUACUCCCAUGCUGCCGAACAUGGAAUCCAGCCCCUGCAGCUCAGACAGCCAAGCUCAGGCAGAGGACCCCAGGUGGCUCCUGAACCCGCAAGAUCACAGUGUCCCGGGCUAUGCAGAUGUGGAUGUCGAAGUCUCCAGCAGGUACCCCAUGGAGGAGGGUGCCAGCCCAGAGGACCAGCAGUGCCGAGAGAGCCCGCCGAGGGGUCCAGGCCAUGCGGCGGAAGCGAGGAGUGCCCCCCAGGGCCCGGCCGCUGCUGAUCAGGAGGAGCUGCUCAUGGAGUUGGAAGAGGCCGAGGCCGGCGAGGAGUAUCCAGGAGCCGAGAGGCUCCAGCUGCAGGACCUGCUGGCCCAGCUGCAGCGGCUCAGCCCCUCGGACCGGGACAGCUCGCCCACCUCCGAAGACGGCCUCCUCCCCGCCUCCGACAGCGAGGAGAGCCAGGCCUCGGGGGCGGACAGGGCCCCCCUCCUUGCGCCCGUGCGGGGCCGGGGGCAGCUGCUGCAUCUUGCCACGGGGCAUGGCCUGGGGGCGGCCUCCCACCAGCUGCUGCAGCCCGCCCACUGGCGGAAGGGCCGGCGGCUGCUUUCGGCCGAGGCCGACUGCGAGGACCUGCUCAGCCUGCUGCAGUGUGAGGGGGGCCCACCGGCAGACGGGGGCGACCCGAUUCCACUGGCCUGCUCGGACAUGGUUGCUGGCGGCCACUGCCAGGGCGGGCGGGCUGCAGAGAGGGCCUUGGCGCCAGAGAGGCCCAUAGCUCCCUCCUUGCCUGGGUCGGCCCCGGCGGAGCACGAAGCAGACUGCCGGUGGGCUCAGCAGGACGGGGGCGACGGGGAAGAAGCGGCUCCUUCGGGUGCCCGGAGCUCGCCAGAGCCUGGCUGGGCAGCAGCCGCACCGGGGUCAAGCUGCGAGGAGGAGCCGGCUUCUGGAUCCGAUUUGCUUGUGAGCAUCCCACGGGAAAGGCUCCGGGCAGAGAAAGGAGCUGAUUUGUCGUCCUUCCCGGACUACAAGGAAGUUCCAGGCCCCUGUGAGCCUGAGGAUUUGCUGGAUGGGGUGAUCUUUGGGGCCAAGUACCUCGGCUCCACACAGCUGGUCUCGGAGAGGAACCCGCCCACCAGCGUCCGCAUGGCCCAGGCACAAGAGGCCAUGGGCAGAAUUAAGGCUCCCGAAGGCGAAUCCCAGCCCAUGACGGAGGUAGAUCUCUUCGUCUCCACUCGAAGAAUCAAGGUCCUGACAGCGGAUUCCCAGGAGGCGAUGAUGGACCACGCGCUCCAGACCAUCUCCUACAUCGCCGACAUCGGGAACAUCGUGGUACUGAUGGCUCGGCGGAAACUACCUCGUAGGGCAGACACCUCUGCCGAGAAGCAGCUUUAUAAAAUGAUCUGCCACGUUUUUCAUUCCUCUGAUGCCCAGCUGAUCGCUCAAGCAAUCGGCCAGGCCUUCAGCGUGGCGUACCAGCGCUUCCUGUGUGCCAGCGGCAUUGACCCCACGCAGCUCAAUCCCCGGCAGUCCGACACCGACGCCCUGGAGGACGGGGAGGAACUGUACAAUGGGGACCUGGCCCACUUCUCCAAGCAAGAGAACUGCAUGGAAGUCACCAUCGCCAAGCAAAAGGGGGAGAUCUUGGGUGUGGUGAUCGUCGAGUCGGGCUGGGGCUCCAUCCUGCCCACUGUGGUCAUCGCCAACCUUAUGCACAGGGGGGCGGCUGAGCGGUCGGGCAAGCUGAGCAUCGGCGACCGCAUCAUGUCCGUCAACGGGACCAGCCUGGUGGGCCUGCCUCUUGCGUCGUGCCAGAGCAUCAUCCGGGAUUUGAAAAAUCAGACCGAGGUGACACUUAAUGUGGUUCACUGCCCGCCUGUCACCACAGCCAUUGUUCGGCGUCCUGACACUAAAUACCCCCUGGGAUUCUGCGUGGAAAAUGGCAUUAUCUGCAGUCUCAUGCGUGGCGGGAUCGCUGAGCGCGGAGGCAUCCGCGUGGGCCACCGCAUCAUUGAGAUCAACGGGCAGAGCGUGGUGGCCAUGUCCCAUGAAAAGAUCAUCCAGAUUCUCACCCAGGCAGUCAGCGAGGUCCACAUCAAAACCAUGCCAGCUUCCACCUACCGCCUCUUGACCGGCCAGGAGCAGCCCAUCUUCCUCUGACGGGGGAGCGGUUGAGAUGCCCCUCUGCAACAUCUUCAGGAGUUCGGCGCACUUUUCCGGCCGGAACAAGCCUUCGCGCCAGCUUCUCUAAGCCUUGCCGUGGCUGUUCAGCACUUGCCUUGUGUUCUUUCCUGCCUGCACCGCAGAAGGACGUCUGUUUUGCUUCCCUGAGGACGGGGUUUGGCUUCCCCAAAGGGGGCAGAGAAUGUUGUUCUUCUGGACUGAGAGGCAGUUUCCGGUCUCGUUCUGCAGAAUUAUUUUCCUCCCUUGUCCCUUCCAGUGGUAGAGUCCUGCAGGAGGUCAAACUGUACCACUUCAGGGGACGGCAGCAGUGCAGGGAGAAAGCUAUGCUUGCCUGACAUUAAAAGAAAGAAAAGUCUUGGAAGAUGUGUAUGAAUCUUAGGGAUUACCUUAUGGGGUUUGCAAGCUGUUUCUGCAGGUUUUUUUUUUUUUUUUACUUUAAAAGCCAAAGCAAGGCCCCUCUGAACACUGGGACCCCUGAGCGGCUCUUUGAAGUGGUACAGUCAUUUUACAGCUCUGGCCACCUUGUGUGGGCUUAGGCAGACCAUCCCUCUGCCAUGCAUUCCUGUCCUACCUGGCAGUGGGGUUUUGGCACAUCUCCCCUUCUUGCAAAUAAAGAUCAAAAGCCACUUCUGAAGUUUGGGGCUGAUCAGGACAGCCAAGGAUGUGAGAGCUGGCCCUUAGCUGAGAAACGGCUUUCUCUGUGGACAACCUGUGAUCCAGGUGCAAAAGCUAUACCUGCUGAGGAGGAAGAGCCCACAAGGGUUCCUUGGGCAGGCAGGUGGGUGUCUGGCAGGCUGGGUGCCCCCUAAUCUUUUCCCUGUGCUGCUGGGCAACUGAAUCUCUGCAUGCUUCUCUAUCAGUCCAGCACCAGCACCAAAGGUCGGCAUGUGUGGGCCGCUGCCAAGGGCCCAGACUCAACGGGGUACUGAUUUCAAGAACCCCCUGCUCUUGCAGCCUGCUUUGAUCAUGGUUUCUGACUCUGACCCAGACAACAGCAGAGUGAGGAGCAGGGCCAGAGGUGCUGCGGUUCCCUUGCUCCCCAGCAAGCGAGUUGUACCGGCCAUGGAGAGGGAGAGCAGGCAGGCGGGGGGCAUGGCUGAGAGAAGCCCCCUCCCCAAGGGCCUGUCUUGCCAAAGAGCCCCAGACCUGGAGCUGGGAGUGCACAUAAAAUAAUCCAAGCAGUCGUCGGCUGCUGGAAGACUGCCGAGAUUCCUCCCAUGCAGCGAGAGGCUUAAAACAAUGCUCCAGGUGCAAGGUUUGUCCAAAACCAACAAAAUUUGCCCCAAAACCACACAGGGGGAGAGGUCCUCGAAGGAGAGGCAGCAUUAAGCUAGAGCUAGUUAUAAAGGAAAACUUGGUGCCCCCUGAAAAGGGGGUUGAUUACCACUUCCAUCAUCCCUGAUCGUUGCCCAUGCUGGCUGGGGCUGCUGGGAGCUGUAGCGCAAACAUCCAGAGGGCACCUCUGUGUCAGGGCAUCACAAACUGUUCAGAGGGUUUGGAACGUGUGGCGUCUUUACUCGGAAAUACAAGGUUCUGCUGCCUCUUGAAUAUCCGGGGGAAUAUUCUAGCUGCUGCGGAGGGAUGUUUGCAAUAGCAGGAAAAAUAAUAAAUACCAUUUUGUUUUGGUUCA
Molecule: messenger RNA, 4170 nt
Organism: Varanus komodoensis (Komodo dragon)
Lineage: Eukaryota; Metazoa; Chordata; Lepidosauria; Squamata; Varanidae
Gene: APBA3
Product: amyloid beta precursor protein binding family A member 3
Exons: 12
Coding region: 237-2516 (759 amino acids)
Biological process (GO): chemical synaptic transmission
Cellular component (GO): cytoplasm; plasma membrane; dendritic spine
Molecular function (GO): protein binding; amyloid-beta binding
Source: RefSeq, a predicted model, not a curated record